This is a messenger RNA of Enterobius vermicularis (human pinworm), 861 nucleotides long. NCBI's taxonomy places the organism in Eukaryota, Metazoa, Nematoda, Chromadorea, Rhabditida, Oxyuridae. The record is from the annotation of a GenBank genome assembly.
AUGGAAAUGGAGAAUGACUUAAUUUAUAAAAAUGAAAAAAAGCUGCGAGAGCACUUGCAAGAGUUAGAGAAGACGUACAACGAGAAAAGCUUCACUUCAAUUCGGGAGGAACAAGUUCUAGCACUAUUUAAAGAUGUCCGGGCAAUUUCUGAAAAGCUGUGUAAGAUACAUCAACGGAUUGAUUACUCCAAACGCAGCGUUGCAGACCUAAAAACGUCACUGAAGGACUUAUAUUCUUCCAGGAAAUAUCUCAUUGAAGAUUACUGUAAAAAAAGAGAGACAUAUUCGCAGUGGUUAAAAAAUCGGCGGAAGCAAGUGGCUAGCAGUACUCCAUUAACCUUUCCGCUCGGUCGGCGUAACCAACAUAUCCAACACUUAGGACGUUGUGGGAAAUUUAAGUCUAUUUUUUCUUCAGACUUUGAACCCUUUUACGAGUAUAAAACUACAUGCCAACGUUUGAUUGCUUAUCUGGAAUCGCUCCAGCUACAGGUUGAGGACACAGAAAACAGCACUCAGCGUGAAAAUAUUUCUUUUGCUGAAAAUGGAAGGCAUAUUGAGGAGGACGAUGGUAUGAUUUCCCACCAGUUGGAAUAUGUCCGUCUUUUUGCUGAGAUUGAUCUAGAUUUACCAGUUACUUACCAGCAAGUUCCAAAAGCAUUAGAAGACGUGCGAGCGAGGCUUGAAGCUUGCAAGGAGCAGACCAAGUUAGUUGCUGUCAAAAGUUCUCGCUUAAAUACCCUUGGGAACAAUUUAGUUUUCGUCUUUCAUGGUUUAUACCAUAAAGUUUUUCAGAUUCAUCAAAAUAAAAUCUGCUGUUGUCUAGUAACAUUUUCUUUUCAAAACUUCUUUUUAGCAUUAUAA